Hemicordylus capensis (graceful crag lizard) is the source of this 2354-nucleotide messenger RNA. RefSeq names its product poly(A) binding protein nuclear 1 (gene PABPN1). The transcript is spliced from 7 exons. The record is from RefSeq and is a predicted model, not a curated record. Lineage: Eukaryota; Metazoa; Chordata; Lepidosauria; Squamata; Cordylidae. Gene Ontology annotation, molecular function: RNA binding. Bases 60 to 1100 code for a protein of 346 amino acids.
CUAGCCAAUCCGAGCGUGGCGGCCGGCGGCCAGUGCGGCAGGCAGCGGCGGCGGGCUCUAUGGCGUCCGUGCGGGGCACGAGCAGCGUCGGCCUUGGCGGCGGGCGAGGGGCCUUGGCGGCGGUGGUGGCUUUGGGGGGCGAAGGGGAGCCAGGCGGGGGCCCGCCCUCCUCCGCCCAGUACGGGAACGGACUGGGGGGCAGCGGCCCCGGCGGGGAGCAGGCAGGCGGCGGCGGAGCAGGAGGAGGCGGCGGCGGCGGCGGGGUGCUCCGCGAGGUGGAGCUGGAGGACGAGGAGGAGGAAGAGCUGCUUCUGGAGGCCGCGACGGGCGGCGGAGGAGGCGGCGGAAGCAGCCGGGGAGCCGGCCCCAGGGGCGCCCUCUCCUCCUCCUCCUCCUCCCACGCCUCCCGGGCAGGCCAGGCGGCGGCGGGCCUGGGGGCCGUCCACCAUCGCCCUCGCCCCGAGGAGCUGGAAGAGGAGGCCGGCCUGGGGGACGGCGACCCCGGGGACUCCGCCAUCGAAGACCCCGAGCUGGAAGCCAUUAAAGCUCGUGUGCGAGAGAUGGAGGAAGAAGCCGAGAAGCUGAAGGAGUUGCAAAACGAAGUUGAGAAGCAAAUGAACAUGAGCCCCCCACCUGGCAAUGCUGGCCCAGUCAUAAUGUCUCUAGAAGAAAAGAUGGAAGCCGAUGCCAGGUCCAUCUACGUAGGCAAUGUGGACUAUGGGGCAACCGCGGAAGAGCUUGAAGCCCACUUCCAUGGCUGUGGCUCUGUCAAUCGCGUGACCAUCCUCUGUGACAAAUACACCGGCCACCCCAAGGGGUUUGCCUAUAUUGAGUUUUCCGACAAGGAGUCGGUGCGGACUUCCUUGGCGUUGGACGAGUCCCUUUUCAGAGGGAGGCAGAUCAAGGUGAUUCCCAAACGGACCAACCGCCCAGGGAUCAGCACCACAGACCGGGGCUUCCCCCGGACCCGGUAUCGAGGGAGAGGAUCUGGCUACAGCAGUUCGCGGGCCCGUUUCUACAGCGGCUUCAGUAGCAGGCCGCCCCGAGGGCGUGCUUACAGGGGCCGGGCCAGAGCAACUUCAUGGUAUUCCCCUUACUAAAAACAAAAAAAGGGUUUUAGGAAGGAGGAAAAAAAAAAGAAAAAAAAUGAAGAUUGUUACCGUGAUGGAAAAAAAAAUACUGUUGGGGGGAGGAGAAUGUGUCUGAUGCUAUGUAGAGAGGGGGCUGAUACAUGUGGGCGGGGGAGACAAACAUGGGGGCAUUGUGUGUGAAAUCUCUCCACCCACUGGUAUUGCUGGUCCAAGCCCUGGGCCCCACCCCACCCUUCGCCCCCUUCUCUUCCAUCUGCAGAGAUUGUCAGGCAUAACCGAGCCAUUCUUCCUCUUCUGUUUUUUUAUUGUUGCCCUGCAUUUCUGGGGGGCGGGGGGGGACCAGUUCUAGUGGGGUGGGGUGUGGGGUUGGAGGACUGCCAGCUCCCCACAUCUCUUGUAAUUUUUUUUUGUUCUUUGCCAAGCUGUUGUGUUUCUUUUAAUUACUCUGUAUUUGCUUUUUCUCUGCCGCGCCCCCCCCUCCAUUUCUUGUACGUGUGCCCGCGCUUUGGUUUCUUCCAGCUCUCAUUUGCUCUUUCACGGAUCGGCAGGGAGGGAGUCAGUGGUGUUGGUUUACUUACAGCUGCCUGUGUCAAGAUCUUGCCGCCAUAUGCUUUUCUUGUCUUCACGCUGGCAAACUCAGUCUCUCAACAUCCUAUUCUGGGCAUGUUUUAGGCAAGGGAUCCUUUUCAGGUCCUUUCUCCAUCCUCCACCCCAUGGUCCUUUGUUCCUACUGCUGAAACUGAAAUUUGCACCCAAAAACUUUAUUCUGAAGCAAGUAAGGGUGCUCUGCAAAAAAACAAAACAAAAAACAACCACGACCGUCCCUCCUCCACUGCUGGGUCAUCUCUCUCUCUCUCUCUCUCUCUCUCUCUCUCUCUCUCUCUCUCUCUCUCUCUUUUCCUUUCACUCCCCCACCUGCUUCUAUCUCUGCCCCUCUCCCUGCAUCCCCCGGGGUAUGUUAUAUGCCUUGUUUGAGUGUCUUUAUCUUUACAGGUUCCUUUAUUUUUUAGCCUGAAGAAAUAUCAGCGAAACCUGAAGCUCUAGAGACCAGGGGCAGGGGAGAGGACUCCCUUGGGAGCUUGGUGGGUGUGGGGAAGGAAUACAGGCCCAUACAUGGGAGAGUGACUUAAAAAAAAAAAAAAGGAAAAAAGCAAGGGGAAAAGAUUCAGGUUGGGUUGGGGGUGGGGCAGGUGUAAAAAGGGAGAAAUAGAAUAAAAUGUUAUGAGGGCAGGGAAAAAAAUAAAAAUGUUUUUGGAAGAAAGA